This is a messenger RNA of Hordeum vulgare subsp. vulgare (domesticated barley), 2480 nucleotides long. Its product is annotated as glutenin, high molecular weight subunit DY10-like. Bases 75 to 2318 code for a protein of 747 amino acids. The transcript is spliced from 2 exons. NCBI's taxonomy places the organism in Eukaryota, Viridiplantae, Streptophyta, Magnoliopsida, Poales, Poaceae. The record is from RefSeq and is a predicted model, not a curated record. Gene Ontology annotation, molecular function: nutrient reservoir activity.
CUCCACAAUCUCAUCAUCACCGAGAACACCGAGAACCACAAAACUAGAGAUCAAUUCAUUGACAGUCCACCGAGAUGGCUAAGCGGCUGGUCCUCUUUGUGGCGGUAAUCGUCGCCCUCGUGGCUCUCACCACCGCUGAACGUGAGAUCAAUGGGAACAACAUUUUCCUUGAUAGCCGCUCUAGGCAGCUACAGUGUGAGCGCGAGCUCCAGGAGAGCUCGCUCGAGGCGUGCCGGCGGGUCGUGGACCAACAGCUGGUUGGCCAGCUGCCAUGGAGCACGGGGCUCCAGAUGCAGUGCUGCCAGCAGCUUCGGGACGUCAGCCCCGAGUGCCGCCCCGUCGCCCUCAGCCAGGUCGUGAGGCAAUACGAGCAGCAAACCGAGGUGCCAUCCAAGGGAGGAUCCUUCUACCCGGGCGGGACCGCACCGCCGCUGCAGCAAGGAGGAUGGUGGGGAACCUCUGUAAAAUGGUACUACCCAGACCAAACUUCUUCGCAACAGUCAUGGCAAGGGCAACAAGGGUACCACCAAAGCGUAACUUCUUCCCAGCAGCCAGGACAAGGGCAGCAAGGGUCCUACCCAGGUUCAACUUUCCCGCAGCAGCCAGGACAAGGACAACAACCAGGACAGAGGCAGCCAUGGUCCUAUCCAAGUGCAACUUUCCCACAACAGCCAGGGCAAGGGCAAGGGCAACAAGGGUACUACCCAGGCGCAACUUCCCUGCUGCAGCCAGGACAAGGGCAACAAGGGCCCUACCAGAGUGCAACUUCUCCACAGCAGCCAGGACAAGGACAGGGACAACAAGAGCCCUAUCCAAUUGCAACUUCCCCGCAUCAGCCAGGACAAUGGCAACAACCAGGACAAGGGCAACAAGGGUACUACCCAAGUGUAACUUCUCCACAACAGUCGGGACAAGGGCAACAAGGGUACCCAAGUACAACUUCUCCACAACAAUCGGGGCAAGGGCAACAGCUGGGACAAGGGCAACAACCAGGACAAGGGCAACAAGGGUACCCAAGUGCAACUUUUCCACAACAGCCAGGACAAUGGCAACAAGGGUCCUACCCAAGUACAACUUCUCCGCAGCAGUCAGGACAAGGGCAACAAGGGUACAACCCAAGUGGAACUUCUACGCAGCAGCCGGGACAAGUGCAACAGUUGGGACAAGGGCAACAAGGGUACUACCCAAUUGCAACUUCUCCGCAGCAGCCAGGACAAGGGCAACAGCUAGGACAAGGGCAACAACCAGGACAUGGGCAACAGCUAGUGCAAGGGCAACAACAAGGACAAGGGCAACAAGGACACUACCCAAGUAUGACUUCUCCGCACCAAACAGGACAAGGGCAAAAAGGAUACUACCCAAGUGCAAUUUCUCCGCAGCAGUCAGGACAAGGACAACAAGGAUACCAGCCUAGUGGAGCUUCUUCACAGGGGUCGGUGCAAGGGGCGUGCCAGCACAGCACAUCUUCUCCGCAGCAGCAAGCACAAGGGUGCCAAGCUUCUUCACCAAAGCAAGGGCUAGGGUCGUUGUACUACCCGAGUGGAGCUUAUACACAACAGAAACCAGGGCAAGGGUACAACCCAGGUGGAACUUCUCCGCUGCACCAGCAAGGGGGAGGGUUCGGCGGCGGGUUAACGACGGAGCAACCGCAGGGAGGAAAGCAGCCAUUCCAUUGCCAGCAAACCACUGUCUCCCCUCACCAGGGUCAGCAAACCACUGUCUCCCCUCAUCAGGGUCAGCAAACCACGGUCUCCCCUCACCAGGGUCAGCAAACCACCGUCUCCCCUCACCAGGGUCAGCAAACCACCGUCUCCCCUCAUCAGGGUCAGCAAACCACUGUCUCCCCUCAUCCGGGUCAGCAAACCACUGUCUCCCCUCAUCAGGGUCAGCAAACCACUGUCUCCCCUCAUCCGGGUCAGCAAACCACUGUCUCCCCUCAUCAGGGUCAGCAAACCACUGUCUCCCCUCAUCAGGGUCAGCAAACCACUGUCUCCCCUCAUCAGGGUCAGCAAACCACCGUCUCCCCUCAUCAGGGUCAGCAAACCACCGUCUCCCCUCAUCAGGGUCAGCAAACCACCGUCUCCCCUCAUCAGGGUCAGCAGCCCGGCGAGCAGCCUUGCGGUUUCCCUGGCCAGCAAACCACCGUGUCUCUGCACCAUGGUCAGCAGUCCAACGAGUUGUACUACGGCAGCCCAUACCAUGUUAGCGUGGAGCAGCCGUCGGCCAGCCUAAAGGUAGCAAAGGCGCAGCAGCUCGCGGCGCAGCUGCCGGCAAUGUGUCGGCUGGAGGGCGGCGGCGGCCUGUUGGCCAGCCAGUAGUAGAACUCUGGCAGCUCGCAUGGUGCUUGGGCAUGCAUGCACCUUAGUUAUACAAUAAACGUGACGUGUGCUUGCAGUUUUUCAUGUAACUAGGGUAAAACCCAACAAUAAUGCAAAACGGAAAGCUUCUCCAUCCAAAAAAAGAACAAAACUGGUGCUAUA